CUGUCAUGCAGAGGAUGGAGCCGGUUGCCUUGGUAACUUGAAGUGUUUUGCUCUUGGCACCAUAGGGGAAGUGUACUGAGGAACAUUAUUUCUCAUUCUGUUAAAGUCACGUGAAAUCAAAAUUGACAGUUCUUUUUUUUUAUGGAAUAUUGCAGUCUUAUUAUAAAUGUUUUAAUAGUACACAUCAUUAUUAUUUUUUAAUUCAUAUGCCCUUGUAUUCUUUAAUCAAAAUAACUUCCCCUCCUCUUCCAGCUCAUCUCAUCUCUGAUGUGUUUACUGCCGUGAGCGAGGGUGGGGCAACCUGUCAAUCACAUGACAGGUCACAGCAACAGCAAACCACAAACAUCUAAUCAAUUCCCAAUGGACAAAAUCAAGUCCCGCUUUAUAUUUUUUCUUGUUUGAGAAGCCGUUUCACAUCACAAUAGAACACAUCGCAAUUUCUGUUUCAUUCUGACGUUAAUCAUUCUGGAUAUCAUUUAGCAAUAUCAUUCAUUAUCCUAUUACCUAAAAAAAAACAAGUAGCAAGUAUAUUCUAUUAUGUUAUUAACACAAUGUGUAUACAUCACACAUUAUUUUGUUUUCUGUUCAGUUUUGUCCUUUGUUGGUUAUUGGUUGUGAUUAAUGUGAUUGUUGUUCUCCAUUUCUGUUGUGGACGCUGUAUACAGCCACAUAGCCUAACGUUACAGUCGCAGCAACUUUUUAACUUUUUUGAUUUAUUACUACAUCCCCUGUUGAAAAAACCAGCAUAUGCUGGUUAGGUAUGUUUUGAAGCAUGGCAGCUGGUUUGAGCUGGUUCAAGCUGGUCCUUAGUUGGUCAUGAGCUGGUUUAAGCUGGUCAAGUGCUGGUCCUAAGCAACUAGGUCCAGCUCAGAACCAGCUUAUUCGGUUGUUAAGUCUGACGUCACGCGGCAGCGCUUCCGGGUCCAAACGCUCUAUCUCGUAACACAAGAAAACAACAAACUGUGUUAAUAUACAAACACGAUGUGGUGUAAUACUAUCAAAAAAUAAUAAUCAUAACCUUUAUCUCCAUACCAAAAUCCCAGAUGGCCAGACAGCGAUUCAUCUUCAGUCGUCAGGUGUGUCCAUAUUCAUACAUGCACCAGACACUGACUUUCAGUGGACAACAUAUCAUUUGAUAAGAAAUAAACAAAAAUUAAUUGUAGAACAAAUUAAAAUAACACAGUAGUCUCUUUUUCUUAAGCAAAAUGCAUACAAAUUAUAUUUCUCGUUUAUUUACAUUUUGAAUUAAUAUCUUCAUGGAUACCACGUUUCUUCAGGAUUCUUUGAUUAAUAGAAAGUACAUUUUUAGAAAAUAAAUGAAUAGUAGACUACAUUUUUAAAAGAACUCACUACCAUCUGCUGGUGAAUUUAAAAUAAAGUCCAAAUGGCGCCAUCUAGUGCCGCAGUGGGAUUCUCGUAAAUCAGUUUUUUCCACUCCGUUUCUACUAUGCAUCAGCAAAAUGCAAAACAAAGACGGAGCCAUUUGGAAAAGUAGACUUUUCAGGUGUUGUGAAAUUAGUGAAAGAGUCAUUACACGGCAGGGAGGAAGAAUAUGAGUUUUAAUUCCACAUUAAUUAAACGUUUAACUAUGCCAAAAAACAUUACUGGUGUGCAACUUGAGACACAACAAUGGCAGUGACAUAUUUUAGGAUAUGUCAGCACAAGUUGCUUUCAGUUAAAACAGCUCAAACAUGCAAUUUAGUCUGGAACUAGACUUAAAUCUUGUCUGUGAAAUCAGGGGAAAGUGUUCUUUUGAUACUUUAUUAUUGUUUUGCUUAGACCAAUGACUGUAGCUAAAUUUACACUUGCCUAAAAAUAAAUUUAGGUGACCUAUUACCCAGUAGCUGCCUUUGCUAUGUUACCUGUUUCACUUGAAAUGGGCCUUGCAGCCUAAGCUCGAAAAAGAGCCCCACCCCCGCCAUCAAGGCGGGCACUUACUGGGGUAGGAAAAUAAUGAGGGCCUUGAAGCAAAAAUGUCACCAUAAUUAAUAAGUAUUGCACCCAAAAUUCAAGAUAUGGUGCAAAAAAUGUCUCUAUAAGUUCUUGUUUUUAAUAUUCAGCAAUAUCACAUGAGCAAAAGUGCUGUUUUCACGAAUUUGUAAAUGUAAUAUUGAUUCUAUACAACAGUUUAAUAAACAAUAGGUUCAUAUUAGGUCACUUACAUAUUAGACACAAAUACAAUAUUGUCAGUUUUUUCCUCUGUUUUGCCAACGGAAAUAGCUUUAAAAGUAGAGUUGUUGUACAGCUCCGAGCAACAAAGUUUCAUUACUGAAUGAAUCCGAGUUUUUGGACAAAUCUGUAUAUAAAGACUCGAUGACUCACUCUCACUUGCUUAGUCCCUGAAUGAAUCAGUCGUUUUGAAAGAAUCGUUUGACUGAAUGAUUUAAUGACUCGUUUUAACAAUGAUUUGCCAUUAUCUACUGGCGGUUUUAAUGUAAUUUCAUUUUAGCUGAGGGGCUGAGAAAGAGACGAAGAUUGAAUGCUGUUUUUGUUUUCAUGAUUGUAACAAUAGUUCUGGGUAAAGCGAUAGAAUGUGUUUAUAAAUAGACUAUUAAGAGUGAAAUAUGACAUAGCAUUGUUAAAUAUAACAAGUAACUGCAGUUGCUACGGCAAUUUGUCUGUUCAAUAAAAUACCUUAUUCACCCGUUGAGUGAUAAAUGCCAUCUCCGCGUCACUUUUACAACAUUUCCAAUCCUUCAGUUCUUGUUAUCUCAGAAAAGCCAAUGUUGAUUCUCAUUUUAUUACGAGCUCUGUCACGUUCUCUUUUUUUGCCAGCAGACUCUCCUCUGUCCGCCGUUUUUUUUUUUUUUUUACAGGAUGAUUCCCUGUGGACUGAGAUUUAGCGGCUCCAUGUCAACCUUUCUCGCUCUUGUGACAACUAUGCCACUCCCACUCCAAACAAACAUCAAAGUAGCCGGAGCAACUUUUCUCUAUUUAUGGAUAUGACGACACAUGCACGCGCGAGUGACGUAUGUACACAAUUUUCCUGCGAAAACCAUCCUGACAGGUUAUAGCAGGCUUACCAUAGUGAAUUAAGGUCUCAAACCAGUAAAAGCACCCAAACAGAUUAUCAAGCUACGUUUGGUAAGAGAAAAAAAAAAAAAACUUUUAUCAUACCAUGAUGUGGCGUUAGAUGUUUGUGAGCAUACUUGAAAUAAGUCUACUAAUGCUGUAUGACUUAAUCUUUUAAAGAUUAGCUAGUACAACACUAAUCUGUGAUGUUUCUUUUGACCAUUGACUUAAACAACUUGUGUAUUUUAAAAUUCUUCACCCUCGAAUUAUUUAUUAUCUGCUUCCUUUAUUCUUUUCUGAGAACAUUGGAUCCAACAUUGCAGAAGAUCUAGCAUGUUUUACCAGAACCACAGUCCUGAUGUUGUAAGAAGAGGGAAUGGCAUGGAGUAUUACAGCAAUGGAUUUUGUAGCAGGAGCAAUGAAGAGAAGACGAUCAAGGUCACCCUGCUUGGCUAUAAGGUUAUGGAGGAAAAGACAAAGUUCACAGUCUACAAGAUCUUAGUGAGGCGAGCACCUGACGAGAGCUGGCACAUUUUUAGAAGAUACACAGACUUCUCUCGACUGCAUGACAAGCUGAGGGAGAUAUUUCCUGUGUUUAAAUUCAUCCUACCACCCAAGCGUUGGUUCAAGAACUUCAAUUCUGAAUUUCUAGAAGAGAGGCAGCUGGGCCUACAAGACUUUCUACAGCACCUAGUUGCACAAAAAGACAUGAGAAAUAGUGAGGCUGUCAGAGAAUUCUUAUGUCUGGAUGACCCACCUACUGCUUUUGGCGAUGUUAGAGAGAGAUGGGCCUUCUGUGAUACACUGGAAGGGACCAACUGUUGCCCUCAGAGAGAUUUAAUGGACGACAGGAGAGAGACUGAGUUCCUGAGAAAUGUUCUGCUGCACAAAGGGCUCCAAAUUAGCCAGCCUGAGAGAACAAAAAAAAUCCAAGAGGAGCUGAACAAAGAGACAGGAGACUUUUUAACAGAGCAGGAAUAUAAAGAAGUGGAGAGAGACAAAGUCAGGAGACCAAAUAAAAGUUCUGAACUGCAGUUCAUAAGGAGUCAUGGAGCGUGUUGGUGUGGAUCAGCAACUGACAUCCCUGAAAAGCACACUUCUGGAGAACCAUUCCAAGAGCUCCAUUAAAUAAAUUAAAAGAAAGGAAAACAAUAGUAAAUACAGGGCACUUUCUUCAAAAUGUCUCUGUUUGUUCUUAGUCCAUAUUAAAAGCAUAUCUGUUGUGUUUAUUUAGGAUGAAUCAAAAACGCUUGGUGCCAUAAAAAUGAUUUGGAGCACAAACACUUUUAAUGACUCAACUGAAAGAUGUUGUUAAAAAGGUUUAAUGAUGUGUGAGAGUUUGAGGGAUUCUAUCAGUUUAUAGGGAUUUUAUAGGACAUCUGUGUCAAACUCACACUAGACUAGCAGCCAAUGAUACAACGUCACAAUUUUGUUUGCAUUCUCUGUUCUAGAGACAUUACUUAAGAUUUUUGACUUCUGUUUUGGAUUACUCUGAUUAUGAACAUUUGGAAAUUGUCUUUGUGAUUUGGAUUGCGAAGUAAAUUGAUACACCCAGAUUCUUCUGAUUCAUCCAAGAGACAUGAUCGCAGAUGGGUCAUCAAGCCAGAAAUUGUAAAACAUCUUGGAAAAAGAAAUGAGAGGGUGGGGUGGAGUGCGGGAGUGGGAUACUUCCACAUAAGAAUUAUCUGAAUGUUUUAUUCAUACAUGUAUUGUUCAUGGUAAAGAUUGUUUUUUUAUCACAUAUUUAAUAAUUUAAUCAUCUGUUCUAGUACAACUGGUUCCUCACAGCUCUUACCAGCUGGCCUCUGUUACACUAGUAUGUCUCUCCACACAACAUGUAGAAACCAGCAAGAUCUUUCUGAUGAAGCUGGUUUAGCUAGUUAAACCUGUUUGGGACACCAUGCAUCAACAUGAAAUUGCCACCAUUAAAUAGAAACAAAAAAUA
Molecule: messenger RNA, 4957 nt
Organism: Ctenopharyngodon idella (grass carp)
Lineage: Eukaryota; Metazoa; Chordata; Actinopteri; Cypriniformes; Xenocyprididae
Gene: snx16
Product: sorting nexin 16
Exons: 8
Coding region: 3346-4140 (264 amino acids)
Biological process (GO): endosome to lysosome transport; early endosome to late endosome transport; protein targeting to lysosome
Cellular component (GO): extrinsic component of endosome membrane; early endosome; late endosome
Molecular function (GO): phosphatidylinositol binding
Source: RefSeq, a predicted model, not a curated record